CGCAAACCAGAGCACGACGCUGCGGAGGAGACGACGACGACGACGACGAGGAGGAUCGCCAUGAAAGGGCGAUCGGUGAAGCUCCGGGAGGCGCACAGGGGCUCCGGCGCCGCCUCCCUCUGCUCCGUCGUGUGGGGCCCCGACGGGAGCCGCGUCGCCACCGCCUCCGCCGCGGACGCCUCGGUGUCGGUCCACGACCUCGUCGCCCACCCGCCGAGGCCCCCCGCGGCGAUACGCCACCACAGGGACGGGGUCACCGCCCUUGCCCUUGCCCUCGGCCCGAUCUGCGGAUCCCUCGCCUCGGGCUCCAUCGAUCACUCCGUCAAGCUCUACAGCUUCCCAGAAGGAGAAUUCCAGAGCAACAUUACGCGGUUCACUUUACCUAUCCGAUCCCUCGCCUUCAAUAGAUCUGGUAGCUUGUUAGCCGCAGCCGGUGACGAUGAUGGGAUCAAGUUGAUCGCCACCAUCGAUAACACCAUAUCAAAGGUGCUCAAGGGCCACAGAGGAUCCGUAACAAGUUUGUCUUUCGAUCCCAAAAAUGAGUUCCUGGCCUCUAUGGAUUCGUCCGGUACUGUCGUCUAUUGGGAGCUCUCGUCGGGAAAGCCACUGCAUACGCUUAAAGCUGUAGCCCCUAACACUGAUUCAGAUAAUUCGAUAUCGAAUGUACUGAGUUGGAGGCCCGAUGGAGAAAUGUUAGCUGUUCCGGGUUUAAGAAAUGAUGUCGUUAUGUAUGAUAGAGACACGGGAGAGAAAUUGUUUACAUUGAAAGGAGAUCAUGAGCGAUCGGUUUGUGCUCUGUGCUGGUCGCCAAACGGGAAGUAUUUAGCGACUUCAGGGCUGGAUAAGCAGGUAUUAAUAUGGGAUGUGGAAUUAAGGCAGGACAUAGAACGGCAGAAGUUUGACGAGAGGAUAUCCUGCUUGGCUUGGAAGCCGAACGGAAAUGCUUUGGCCGUGAUCGAUGUUAUGGGUAAGUUCGGCAUCUGGGAACCUGUAGUUCCUCCAUCCAUGAAGUCCCCUAUCGAUGGUGCUCCUAGCCUACAAGGGAGGCAUACGAAUGGGAGUCUUUUAUUUGAUGAUGAAGAUGAGAAGCCUAGCACAUCUGGCAGUUUGGAUGAUGUUAUCGAUGAAAGUCAUGGCGAGUCGGCUCCAACUAGCCAUAAAAGAUUAAGGAAAAGAUCGGCGGUAUAUGCCACCGACCACUCUAAUGGAGAUAGUGAGGGGGAGGAUGAUCUGCUUCAUCAGAUUGAGUCACGCAAAAGAAAUAGCACGAAGUGUAAGGAGAGUGCUGGAAAGGGGAAGGAAGAGUGUGUGAUUUCGGGAAAGUUGAGAAGUACAAGAAUGCAGGAGGCGUUCCAACCUGGCUCGACCCCUUCUCAGCAUGGGAAGCGGCGGUUUCUUUCCUACAACAUGCUCGGCUGCAUUACUACCUUGGAAAAUGAGGGAUAUUCCCAUGUGGAGGUUGACUUUCAUGACACUGGAAGCGGUCCUAGAGUUCCUUCUAUGACCGACUAUUUUGGUUUUACAAUGGCUUCAUUGAAUGAAAAUGGGAGUGUCUUUGCAAAUCCUUGCAAAGGGGAAAAGAACAUGAGUACUCUUAUGUAUCGCCCUUUUAGUAGUUGGGCUAAUAAUAGUGAGUGGUCUAUGAGAUUCGAAGGAGAGGAAGUGAAAGCUGUGGCCCUAGGCACAGGAUGGGUGGCUGCAGUUACUAGCCUUAAUUUCCUCCGCAUCUUCACUGAGGGUGGCUUGCAGAGACACAUCCUUUCUGUCACUGGGCCUGUGGUUACUGCAGCAGGUUUCAGAGAUCUGUUGGCAGUCGUGACUCAUGCUUCCGACUGUCUUCCCUCAGGAGAUCAGAUGCUGAAAGUCAAGGUAUUUAACAUUUCCAAGGGAACCCAAUCUGUUAAUUGUCGUCUACCCUUGACACCCUGUUCUUCUCUAACAUGGUUUGGCUUUAGUGAAGAAGGCCGGCUAAGUUCAUACGACUCCAAGGGGGUACUGAGGGUGUUCUGCGACCAAUUUGGCGGUAGUUGGCUUCCUCUCUUCAGUUCAAUCAAAGCAAGGAAAUCUGAAGACGAAAGCCACUGGGUAGUGGGAUUGAAUUCUAGCAAGUUAUUCUGCAUCGUUUGCAAAUCCCCUGAUACUUACCCAUCGGUGAUGCCCAAGCCACUGUUGACAAUACUCGAUCUUUCUUCUCCGCUUGCCUCUUCCGAUCUCGGGGCUGCUGAUCUUGAAAAUGAGUUCAUAAUAAGCAACCUACACCUCUCGCAGAUGCAAAAGAAAAUAGAAGAGAUGGUGGCUUCUGGCCAGGACACAACCGGACUUGAUGAUGAGGCCUUCAGCACAGAAGCUGCGAUUGACCGAUGCAUCUUGAGGCUUAUCGCCAGCUGUUGCAAUGGCGAUAAGCUUGUCAGAGCCACUGAACUGGUUAAAUUACUCUCCUUGGAGAAGUCCGUAAAGGGCGCAAUAAAGCUUGUCACCGCCCUGAAACUUCCCAUGUUGGCGGAGCGGUUUAGUAACAUAUUGGAGGAAAGAAUGUUUAGUGAAUCGAAGGGGCCACGAGGUAUUCCAAGUGUCGAUUCCAAUGCCACGGUUGCAAAAAACGUGCCACCAAUUAAAGCUUCUUUGACAUCCGAAACCAUAAAAAUUGAGCCAUCGGGAAGUAAACCGCCACUGACAUUGCCGGCAGCUCACUUUUCAAAGCAAGAGCGAAGCAAAGAGUCGAAGGACGGAUCUGCAACGAUGCCCCUGAAGGCGAUACCGAAAGUUUCAAAAGAUCACGAGAGGAAGAUAGAAGAGAAGGCUAAGAAAGAAGGCGAUACCGACAUUCUCAAGAUUACAAAUCGAGGAGCUACUAAAGAAGGCAAUGAUCGAGUAGAGUUGAAAGACAGAAGUGAAACAUGUUCGAGCAAUGGCAGCGAUCACAGAGAAUCCAACCGACCAGCAAAUCCUUUCGCAAAGUCAUCGACCAACCAAGGGAAGCUUUCCCUUCUGGAUUCCAUCAAGAAAAUGAAGAAGGCUGAUCACGAGAAGGAUGAAAAGGCCAAUAACAAAAAACCGAGGGUCUGACAGUUCCUCAUUUUUCUUAUGAUUGACCAAAAAAAAAAAGCUAACACUUCAGCUCAAAUGCGUCAAGUUCGCAAAGUACCAGCAUUUCUGGAAGCAGUGGUUGUGCGACAUGCCAUGAACCAUACAAACAUGCGAAUUGCACCGCACGCUUGUUUUACGAACUCGUAAUCUGCUCGCGGAUAUAGCAUCACUCAUUCUAGUACCACUUUUUUCAUGAUGCAUUUGCUAAUAGCUCAUGAUUGUAACUUAAGCACUUGUUAUUUUUUUUCUAUUUGGUGCUCUGCAAUGUAAAUGCUCUUGUAAUGAUUUUCCUGCAGAAAAAUUAUUUACAGGUGAUGAGAAAUAUGUGAGUAAAAAAUGCUUCUGCUAUGUUCUUUA
Ananas comosus (pineapple) is the source of this 3444-nucleotide messenger RNA. Its product is annotated as WD repeat and HMG-box DNA-binding protein 1. The coding region runs from base 61 to 3066 and encodes 1001 amino acids. Gene Ontology annotation, molecular function: chromatin binding; protein binding. The transcript is spliced from 12 exons. The record is from RefSeq and is a predicted model, not a curated record. Gene Ontology annotation, biological process: DNA repair; mitotic cell cycle; DNA-templated DNA replication. NCBI's taxonomy places the organism in Eukaryota, Viridiplantae, Streptophyta, Magnoliopsida, Poales, Bromeliaceae. Gene Ontology annotation, cellular component: nuclear replication fork.